AUGAGGAUAUCUCAAGCAGCAGUGCUGGCGGUCGCCAGCCUUGUAUAUGCACAGAACGCAACGCAGGCCUCGAAUGCGUCCCACGCAGUGGUGCAGCUUCCAUCCGAGUGGCUAUACCUUCUGCCUCAACCUUUCAACAGCAGUAUCCGGUACUCGUGGUUAAACAGCACAACCACUGGCAACGACACGAUCAACAGAGCUCUGGAAGAGGCCAACCAGUCUCGGUUUGUAUCAUACUCGGACGAGUUCACGCAACUGGUAGGACCAAACCCAAAUGUCUCAACUAUCCAAUGCCCGCAAGGAGCACCUGAAUGUGCAUUCGAGGCUGGCGUCUGGCUUCCGGAUACAGAUGAGGUGUGGUUCACGUACCUCGAUUUCGACUAUCCAUAUAAUCAGAGCAUUACGUCUUUCAGUUUGAGAAACGGCUCAGCACAACAAGUCGUCACGGAUCCGCCUAUCCGGUACCCGCUUGGUGGCUACUACUUUUCCUACGACGGUCUCGUGUAUUUCACUGAAUACAACGCCGCCACUUCGCCCGCCACAAUCAUCACCGUAGACCCGAAGACACUCCAUGUGACUCCUAUUCUGAACUCGUAUCAGGGGAUUCCACUGGCUCCCUGCGACGAUGUUGUGGUCACUAGGGUCAACAACAAGGACUACAUAUUCCUCACCACCUUCUCCCUUCGGGACGUGCUCGGCUCGAAAUUCCCACGUCAACGUUACGACACUGCCGUCUGGCGUUUCGACCUCCACGAAAAGGUCCUUCAGCCCGUCAUCUCGGCCAACGAGAUCGUGGCGCCUAAUGGCAUCAGAGUCAGUCCAAAUGGUAGGACUUUAUAUGUGACCAACACAGCCAUUACGGAUCAGAGUAAGCUGGAAGACCAGGCGAGCAAUAUAACCAAGAGCAACUCGAUCUAUGAAUACGACUUGAACGACCAGGGCAAGCCAGUCAACGGACGACUGUUCGGACUGGUCAGAUCCGGCAUCGCCAAUGGUCUCCAUAUCGACAACGCCGGCCGCUCCUUCAACUACAUCCCCUUCCACCCCAUAGAUCAACCGCGGAUUGGGAACUUUGCGUUGGCAGGCAACAAGCUCGUCAUCGGCGCGGACACAUUUGUCGUCGUGUACGAGCUGGCUGAGAAGUUGGUGACGCCUGGAAACCUCUUGACAAAUUAG
This is a messenger RNA of Zasmidium cellare ATCC 36951, 1176 nucleotides long. RefSeq lists its product as uncharacterized. Lineage: Eukaryota; Fungi; Ascomycota; Dothideomycetes; Mycosphaerellales; Mycosphaerellaceae. The transcript has 4 exons. Bases 1 to 1176 code for a protein of 391 amino acids. The record is from RefSeq and is a predicted model, not a curated record.